AACACGCUUUUGGCGACUUUGGCUCAGCACGCAACAUCAACUUUUGAAAGCAUGGAAUUAGUAGGUUCUUAGUUUGCCAAAGAGACAAUAAGCGAGAAUAACAGUGAAAGUCAACUGUAUCGGUUGCAGGUUUUGCCCGAGGCAUGACUCUGUAGGCUGCCCUACAGGUUUGCUCACAGUAGGCUUUGCCAGCUUGCAACCGCCAGCUAAGCUAGCUAACUUGUUUGCUAGCUUCAUUGCAAUCCAAAAUGACUGACUGCUGCGCUGCAGCGAACUGUGAUUACCAGCAGCGGGGAUCGGAGAAGACCACUCCACUUUUUAGCUUUCCUCUGGAUCCGGAGCGCUGCAAACAAUGGUUGGACAACUGUCAUCGCCAAGAUUUGGCUUCAGAACCUCCUGAACAGCUGCAUAAGCUUUACAGACUUUGUGCAAAGCACUUUGAGCCAUCUAUGAUCUCUCACCAGAGCGCAUCCAGUUGUGUCUUAAAGGAAGAUGCUGUUCCAACAAUAUUUGACUUCAAAGCGUCUGUGAAUAAUCAGUCAACCUACAGCAGGAAACGAGCCAGAGAUCCUUCAGAAGAGGAUGCUACUGCUGUGAAAAAGACAAAAGAAAACACAGCAGCAGAAGUGACGGAGGAGACGAAAGAAGCAUGUGGAGAGAACAGUGCAGCAGCUGAACUGCAGAAAGAGAACCAAACCCAAGAGGACGUAGCCACCUCCAAAGCAAAAGAGACUCUGAAAGUCUAUUUUAAGGAAAUCCUGGCACUGACUGGAUUCAGCAUCAAUGGCGCAAACAUCAAUGCCGACGAGCCGAUCGGAGGUGCGAGGGGGCAGCAGGUGCUCAGUCGUAUCUGUUUGGAGAAGAUCGACAAGAAAGAAAUCCUGCAGUUCAGUGAGGGCCUCAUGCGAGAGGAGAUCCAAAACAGCCUCAGACUGGCGAGAUUCUUCUCCAUUCUGCUUCAGGAUGUGACUAGGAUAGAGGGAAAGGAGCAAAUCCCAGUGUUCAUCAGGUCUGUCACAGUAGCUGGGUUUCCACAAAAGCACCUCAUUGGGUUCUUACCGUGCGACAUGGAUGGAGAGAAUCUGUUUUACAUGCUCCUGUCUGAGCUGCGAAAUAAGUGGGGGCUACGAAUGGAGCAUUGCAGAGGACUCACUUAUCUCGUUACAGGGAGCAUGUGUCAGAAAAUGCGAGAUCUUACUUGCCGAAUUCUGCAGGAGUUUCCACAAGUGGUUUUGUCACCGAGUGACCCGUAUGCUUUCAACAUAUGGAUCAUUCGCUGCAUGCCCGUGCCCUCCAUCCAGACAGUCGCAGACGCUGUAGAGGAGGUGGCCUCGUUACUCAGGAGAACACCAGAGCUGUGCAAACGACUGGAAGGAAAGAUCCAGAUGACAUAUGGGCACAUAAAAGGGGAAGUGGACAGAGUCAAGGCAGCUAUUAGUGGGAACUGGGAAUACGGCACUGAUGCUUUCCAAACCAUGCUAGAUAUUCUUGAGCCAUUCCUGAACUGCAUCAAUGAGAUCAUUUCAAAGGUAGAUGAAGAUACUGCUGAGCAGAUGGCCAAGCUCAAGCCAGUUUUGAAGAAUUUCAAUUUCAUUAUGACACUUGUUGUUCUGAAGAACACCCUCUGUUGUGUGAGCAUACUCAACUCAAGUCUCAGGGGAAUAAUUAGCAUCAGCAGUACUUUGCAGUACACAAUUUCCAAUGCCUUAAAGUUGGUAAGCAAAUACCAACAAGAGCUUGCAAUAUUCCACAGGAAAUGGUUUUCAGAUGCAGUCGGCCGAGCGAAGAAGCUGGGAGUGGAAGUCACCAAACCGGAGAUGGCUCAAGGAGACACGUCCGAGACGCCGCUGGAAGACUUUUACCGAGAAACUCUGGGCCGGCCUAUCUUGCAGUACCUUGUUGCGGAGGUGAAGCGAGUGUUCAGCACAGAGAUGGUGAGGAUUCUCCGAUGGCUCUCAUUGGUACCUUCCUACAUGGCUGACCAUAAUUUCAGCAUUCGCAGGGAUAAAGUAGCAGAUGCAAACUUGAACAACCUCGCGCGGCCUGACACGUUCUACGAAGAGCUCGGUUGCUGGGAAGUGAAGUGGAGGCACGCGAGCAAGCGCAGAAUCCUUCCAACCACAGUCUUUGCUACGCUCAAGAUUCCAGAUAUCGGGUUUUACCCGAAUGUGCAGAGCUUGCUGAGGGUGUUGGGAACUGUUCCGUGUGUAAAUGCAGAGGCAGACGUGUACGGCCAAUACCACAUGGUACUGGAGCGUUGCCACUCCUACCUGAGAGCCACGCCAGAGGAUCAAAGACAGUGCAGCAUGGCAUACGUCUACGUUAACCAGGACGUGCACUUUAGUGUUGAACAACUGGUGGAGUCUUAUGUCCAGAAGCAUCCAGACAUCCUACAGCUGCUGCAAAUGGAUGAUGAUACAAAAGAGAAGCCUCCACAAGUGGCUGCCUUUGGAAACCACGCAGAGAAGGACACCGAGGAAGAAUUGCAGCUUAUAAACCUAGAGAUGGAUGCAGACAGGCUUGUAGAGAUGAAAUGUGCAGAAACUGACAGAGAAGCUCUUAAAUCUGCACUACAGGCUGCGGUCACUUUUGCAUACAGCAGUCAAAGCAGGCUACAUAGCGACGCGUGUCCUCCUCAGGAUGGAGAAGUCGAGUAUGUGACCAAGUCUGAAAUGAAAGAAGUUCUCACUGUGUGCGAGAAUGUUGUCAGGGAGGGAAUCCUCAUGGAGGUGGGGAGUUCAUUCUUUUCCUUGUUUAUUGACCGUGUUGUGAAACUAGGGGAGAGAGACUACCUUCCGCUCUUUCUUCGCUUUGUGGACAGUUUUGAUGUUAUGCGAUUGGAGUUGAUGGGAUUCCUUGAGGCGGAUCUGGAAUGCGAUGCUAUGGUACAGCGUCUUAUGGAAAUAGUUACAGUGGAGUGGCAUCUUGACUUGAAAAACUGCAGAGGUCAAGCAUACCUGGGCUCUGGUGACGUUUCCUACAAGCUGAAAGCCUUUGCUUGCAAAGUGCAGGAGAAGCAUCCUCUUGCUAUAAGCACACACUGCUCUUGCUACUCUUUCAACACGUGGUGGUCAAAAUCCAUCCCGGUGCCUGCUGUUAAAAGAGCCCUGGAUACAUUUGAGGAGGUGCUGAUGUUUUUUGGCAGCAGCGUCGCUCUGGAAAAGCAGCUCGACCACGUGAUAGCCUUUGGUCUUAGAGAGAGCUACGAAAAGGUUCAGGAGUUACAGGGAAAGUUUUGCGCCAGUUGGCAGGAGAAGCACGAUUCUUACGAGGUGUUUGUGCAGAUGCUGGAACCUCUGGUCGAAUGUCUAGAGAAAGUCAAAAACAACCCGCAGAGAUGGAAAGCCUCGGUGUCUGAACUUGCAGGAGCACUUCUCCGCAAGGUAAUGGAAUUUGAUUUCAUCAUUGCCAUGGUGGUGCUGAAGAAUGCAUCCUCUUUUACCAGAGAGCUGAGCGCUGGCAUCCAGAAGGACCAGUUCACUGCUGCAUCCCAGCUUUGCCAAAUCAGUGGGAUUGUGGCCACUCUGAACAGAGUGAAAACAAACAUGAAGGUGUUUCACCAGAACUGGUUUGAUGAGGCCUGUGCGAUGGCACAAAGUCUGAGAGUGCAGAUUGAAGUGCCUGAAAACUCUUUGCCAAGGGACAGCAUGAUAAAGCCGGUAGGUUAUUACAAAGAUGGCUUAAGUGUGCCCCUGGUAGACAACCUGAUCAAUACCGUGAAGGAUCAUUUUUCUGAAGACCACAAAGAAGCUCUUAACUUCCUCUCUCUGGUACCGUGCUCGGUCACAGUGAGUUACGUGUUUGAGAGCUUGAAAUCAAAGCCUCCGCUCUACAGCAGCGAUCUCCCCGAUGCAGACAACUUUUUCACAGAGCUGUGCUGUUGGAGAGUGACAUGGAAGACCAAAGUGGCAUCCGUGACAAUCCCAAGCUCCAUAUUUCACACAUUACGCCUGCCACUCAUGCAGUACUUUGGGAACAUCAAUACACUGCUGAGGAUUAUGUCUGUGCUGCCCAGCACAGCGCUGGAGGACUGUGGUGUCGUAAUGCGCCACAACAAGUUCCAAGAGUACCUGAGAGAAACAAACCCCAAAGACAGGUCCCCGUGCUUGGCUUUGCUGCAGGUGGGCACAGACUUCAACAGAGACCUGGACCGCAUGGUGACCCAGUGUUUGAAGGUUACUCCACAGGCCUUGGAGGGGAUCUGUCUGGACAAGGAAUCCAAGAGUUUCAACAAGAACUCUGAAAAUAAUAUGGAAGUUGAUUAUAUAAAGGAGGAUGCUGAGGAGCCCAAAAUUCCCCAAUCUCCAGACAAGAUGGAGGAUCCAGACCUGAAACCAGCAGAUGAGAAUGGGAACAAAGGUGAUAAUCGUCAGAGUCUAGCAACAGCUUUCAGACUGGCUGCACUACUGGGAAAAAGGAAUAGCACUCUUUCUGACCUCUCAGAAGAAGACCAAGAGCUUUUCAUCCAGGAGCUAAGGAUGUGCCACUGGUUUGGAAGCGAGGACAAAAGCACAUCUUCUAUAAGCAGCGAUGAAAUGGUGACGCUCCUCAUGAAUGGAAUCAGGGAUGUUGUACUCAAAGAAAUACAGGAAUCUCCUUUCUUCUCACUUAUCACAGACAAAGCAGUUAAAAUUGCCGACAAGACCCACCUACCUGUUUUUGUCAGGUAUGUUGGAGAAUCCGCUCCAAAAGUAGAGCUCAUGGGUUUCCUGCCGUUUGAUGAAAACUGCCAUGUUGACAGACAAGCAAACAACCUCGCAAAGAUUCUCACUGAAGACUGGGGCAUACCAAUGUCUCAGUGUCGGGGACAGGCGUUCAUGCAGUUGGGCCCGGGUUAUCAGAGCUUGAAGAAGAUGUCUCUGGAAUUCCUCAAGAGCUAUCCACUUUGUGUCGUGACACCCAGUGAGUCUUGCGGCCUUGCCCACUGGCUGGCAAGAAACGUGCCUUGCCCAUCAGUAGCGAAAAUGCUGGAUGUUACGGAAGACCUGCUCCUGUUCUUUGACGAAUCUCCUUGUCUGGAGGGACAGUUGGCACAGGCUAUCGACGGUCUCUUAAAUAUGCCGAGGGAAGCCCUGGAGGAAAUUCCAGAAACGUGUUGUUCAAGGUGGAAAAAGAGAGAGGACUUCUUUGACAUACUCGCUGACACAUUAGAGGGUGUUCUUAGCUGCCUAGAUGCUGUGAGCUCUAGUGCCACAGGUGCCAAAUCAAUGCAUGCACAAGUUCUCUCUACAGCUUUGAGAAAUAUGGAUUACAUUGUCACCCUUGUAAUACUGAAGAAUGCGUGCGCUCCUCUUCGUAACUGUAGCACUGUUUUUCGCUGUGGAAACCCUGCUGACAUUCUCUGUGAAGUGGAAAAAAUCCCCUCCAUCAUAGAGACUUUCAACAAAAUGUUAGAAAACGUGAGUGCUAUGCACUCCACUUGGUUUGAGCAAGCAUUCCAGCUAGCAACCAAGGUGGCUCCUGAACAAGUGUGUUUCUCAGAGGAAGCCAACAGCUAUGAAUCACCUGAAAUAUACUACAGAGAAAAUCUCAGUAUCCCUCUCCUGGGAAGUCUAAUUGAUGAAAUGAUGUACAGCUUCUCAGACAGUCACUUAAAGGCCCUGUCAGUCCUGUCGCUGCUUCCUUCUUGCAAUCCACAGCCCGUACUGUCAGAGUCCACAGACAAGCCGUUCAGCCUCUACCUUACAGAUCUACCUGAGCCUGAAGUGGCUGAGCAAGAAAUCAACACCUGGGCAACUGUGUGGAGAGAGAAAUACCACGAUGCUGCUCCUCCAACAUCUAUCGCUGAAACACUAGUCCAUCCUGAGUCCAAGAGCCAUCCAGCUGUCACCUUAUUGCUCAGGCUAGUAGCUGUUCUGCCUAGUGUCAGUAUGGAGUGUGAUCUGAUGAAGACUACUCUGAAUUCAAUGAGGGAUCUCCUGAAAACCACUGUAUGCAAAGGCAGCAAAACAGAUCAUGUGAUGCUCCUCUCUCACUGCACUACCUUAAAGCGGCUGCCAGAGGUCAUUGAGAAAUGUGUGGAGGUUGACCCAGAGAGCAGUCUGUGUCUGACCCAGGUAUUGGAGUUUCUACAAAACCUCAGGCUGGACAGUGUUUGCAAUGAAGGGCAACCAGCAGCCACAACAGAAUCAGAGGACUCCAGCGUAGCAGAGACAGCCACUGAUGGUGUGGUGAAAUCAGCCGAGGAUGAAGUGACACUGGAGGUGGUUCAAGGACCGAGAACAGCUGUGUCUUUCUAUGAACCCCAACUACGCGAACAAAUCCUCAAGGAGCUCUGGGACUCUCAGUUCUUCACAGUUAUAACUGAGCAAGCAGUUGUAAUUGAUGGUGAGCUCUAUGUCCCAUUGUGCAUCAGGUACUUAAACAAAGAGGACAUCCAAUGUGAGGAAACGCUGGCUUUCAUCCCUUUCAGUAAAGACCCAGUUGUUCUUGCAGUUGCUAUUGAAAACGCUCUGUCGGAGAAGUGGGGGCUCAACAUGGAGUACUGUAGAGGUCAGGCCUCGCUGAGUGUUGGGGAUGUAGGAGCUCAGAUGAGGGCUGUAAGUUUAGCUAUAGCUAAGAAAUACCCGCAUGCUGUUAGAAGUGUCAGCUCUGCUUUGUCUCUCAACAUCUGGCUAGCUAAAUCUUCCCCUGCUGAAGAAGCGGCCGAUGGCGCUGUUCUCAUAGGUAAACUGUUGCAUUGGCUCACAGAGGAUGCAAAACGCCAGAACAAACUGGAAGAUGUGAUCAUUCACGUGUUCCGGCAUGAUGAGGGAAAGGGCAAUGAGUUGAGGGACAGACUCAUGAAGAACUGGGAGAAGAGUCAUGACAUGCAUGAGGUGAUGGUGGAUAUCUUAGAAGCGGUCAUGCUUUGCCUGAACGAGUUGAAAGUGGAGGGAAGUCCGUCAAACCAACAGCAAGCAUCUCAGUUCUUUGAUGCAGUCAGAAACUUUGAGUUCAUCCUGUCGACAGUGGUGCAGAAGAACGUCUUGAUUGUUACAAAAAAGCUAAGCCAGUCACUUCAGGGCAAACCCUUAGAUAUGUUGCUUGCUGUGAACAACUUGCCUGAUGUCAAAGCUUCCCUCAGCAAACUGAAGAGUGAUCUUGACACCCAUCACAAGGCGUGGUUUGAGGAAGCAGUUGCCCUGGCUUCUAAACUCCAUGUUACAAUGUUGCAUUCAGUUCUUCUAGAGCCAUUGAGCGAGUUUUACAAAGAAUCUUUAAGCGUGAAAAUCAUAGAGCAUUCAAUAGCAGAAAUUGAUGACCUCUUCACAGAAAAGGUGUUGGACACCUUAAGGUGUCUGGAGAUUGUGCCUUACGCAAUGUCCAAAGUAGAAACCAGCAUUCUUAGCGGUCUCGUGUUCCGCCUGUACAAGGAAGACUUGCCAGAUCAGGCCUCCCUUCACUCCGAGAUGAAGUCAUGGAAGGAGAAAUGGCUGGAUCCUCUGGCAGGCUACCUUCCGACUACUGUGCUCGAUACGCUAAAGACGUCACAGAUAAGAAGUUUCAGUAACAUUGAGACUCUCCUCAGACUUCAGGUCAUCUUGCCAUUUUCAAGGAGGGAGAGCAACUUCAGGCAGGGAAGACAGAGUUUACAGGAGUUUUGUCAGCAGGGAAAGAGAUCCAUCGCUGAGCUACAUCCUCUGUAAUAGUUGCAGGUCUUCUGUCUCGGCUUGCAGGUUUGAGCAGUGUGAGUCAGUGUGAUGUCACCCCUUACCAUACUGAAGAACUCCACAUUUAGUCCCGAGAUCUGAACGUGAUAUUGCUCUGUACAUUACUGAUCUAAAUUCUUUGAGAUCCCCUUUGGUUAUUAUCAUGAAAAGUCCUAUCUUAUGCUUUUUGUUUUUACUCUGUAGUUUGUACAGCUGUACUGCCCAGUGGGACCAAUGUCUUGGCAAAAAAAAAAAAAAAAAAUGAUGCUCCACUGACAGUUAUCAAUGCUUGUGUGCCUUGAUGCAAAACUAAUAAUUCACCCCACAAAUCAUAACACAGAUGAUUAAAGAUGUCCCAUUGGCGUUUGAAACGACUCUGAUUAUGUUUGUGUUUUGUUUUUUGUUUUUUUUUUUGUUUUUUUGUUUUGUUUUUUUCCCCAUUACCAUAAAUGACCAGACUGACUAUGUCACCGUUAUCAGUUGAUUCUAAUUAUUAAAUGGCACCCUUACCUUUCCUGGGCACAAAUAGAAAUGGUUAGUUCCAUCAUAUCUGAUGUUUCCUGUUUCUUUGCAGGAAUGAAUUUGCUGUAAACUUAUCUUUGAAAGAAUGUUUCCUUAAUAGGAAAACCUUCAUAUAUAUUUGUCAAAAAAGUAAUAAAAUG
Messenger RNA from Archocentrus centrarchus (flier cichlid), 8293 nucleotides. RefSeq lists its product as uncharacterized. Bases 249 to 7628 code for a protein of 2459 amino acids. The record is from RefSeq and is a predicted model, not a curated record. NCBI's taxonomy places the organism in Eukaryota, Metazoa, Chordata, Actinopteri, Cichliformes, Cichlidae. The transcript has 11 exons.